Nyctereutes procyonoides (raccoon dog) is the source of this 4452-nucleotide messenger RNA. RefSeq names its product chromosome unknown C4orf50 homolog (gene CUNH4orf50). Bases 1 to 4452 code for a protein of 1483 amino acids. The transcript has 13 exons. Lineage: Eukaryota; Metazoa; Chordata; Mammalia; Carnivora; Canidae. The record is from RefSeq and is a predicted model, not a curated record.
AUGGAGCCCACAGCUAAAGGACGGACCGAGAAAAAUUUCAGCUACGUUGUCAGAGCCCCCAGCAGCGAUGGGUUUGAUGUCAUGAACGUUGAUGUGAAGAUCGACACGUCCUGGGUGUUCCAGGACGUAGAAGACAGCGAUGGGGAGCAGGAAGCCCGAAGCCCACGCGCGGACCCAGGCACGCUCAGGAAGCAGCUGGAAUCCUCGGAGCAGAAGCUGCUGGCCGCCAUGGACAAGUACGUGAUGUCCGAGUCCGGGCUGAGGAGCAGAAUCCAGGAGCUGGAGCUGUCGGAGAGACAACUGCUGCACAAGGUGGACCAGCUGAGCGCCCGUGUGAAGCAGGAACAGAGCGCUGCUGUCCGGGCCCAGGAGAAGCUGCAAGCCCUGCAGGGGGAGUUUGCCAGCCAGGUCCUGGAGAAGGAGCGCGCGGCCCGGCGGCAGCGGUGUCGGCUGCGGCGGCUGCGGGAGCGGCUGCGGCGCCAGGACGAGGCUCUGGGGCGGCAGGCGGAGGCCCUGGAGCGCUGCCGGCGGACGCAGCGGCGCCAGCUGGGCCUGGUGCGCGAGCAGGAGCGCGGCCUGCGGGAGCAGGUGCGGCGGCUGGAGCGGGACGUGCGGCGCCUGUGCCGGGCGGCUGGCCUCCUGCUGGCCGAGCUGGACGCCCCGGCCCCGGCCCCGGGCAGCCCCUGCCCUCCCGGCCCGGCCGGAGCCCGGGGCGUCUCCGGGGAGGCCGCGGAGCUGCGCGCCCUGCAGGCCGAGCGGGAGCGGGAGCGGGAGCGGGAGCGGGCCGAGGCGGCGCGCAGGCUGCGGGAGCAGCGCGACACCGAGCGCAGGCUCCGCGGGCAGCUGGAGGACCUGCGCUGCUGCAUCUACGAGCUCAAGCUGUCGGAGAUCGGCCUGCAGGGCCAGGUGGAGGACCUCGCCCAGCAAAACCAGAGCCUUCGCCAGGCGCUGGGGGCCCGGGCCCCGGGGGAGAGCGCGCGCAGCCCCGCCGCUGCUGGUCACUGCAGCCCGGGGAUUAUGACCCUGUGUGACCAUGAGGGUGCCCGGGUUGAUGGAGGUAUCAUGGGUUUUGUCACCUGCAUGAGCUUCGUGGUCAGCCAACGUGGCUUCCAGACCCAAUCUGCUGCUUGUCAGCAGACAGUCAUUCACAUCUCCAAGCCUUGGUUUCCUUCCCUGGCAGGCCAGCCCUCUGAGGGGCGCUGCUCCUGGGGCUGCAUUGGAGCAGGACAAGGCCCUUUGGUUGUGGUGCCAGGCCUGGAGACCAGAGACGGGUCCCUGGAAGACAUCACAGGAUCUGACCGUGGACAGCCGAUUCCGUCUGAACCCAGCAUGGAUGAACAGGCUCUCCUCCUCGUCUGCGGCUGCCCCUCCGGACAGUACAGGGACAGCUCACUCCUUCCCGUGGAGCUGGCCUGGAUUUCAGAGCAGAGGCUAGCAGCCGCCCAGGCCCAGGGAUCCUUUCUCCUGGUGCAGACGUCCACACUCCCUCCCUGGGGGCCAGCUGGGGACCCCCCUUCCCUGCCGCCGCCACUGCUGCUCCAAGAGACUUCGCCACAAGAAUCCCAAAUGGAGCAGGUGCUGGAUGCCAGGCCGUCGCCUGCUCCCAGAGCCUCAGGACAACCCGGUCAAGAUCGUCACUGGGAAAAGAGCCACAAAGCCUCGCUCUGCCAGGAGUCCCCAGAGACUUCAAGUCAGCGAUUUCCCAGGAGAGGGCCCAGAGAUCUAAAAGACCCUUGGAAGGAGGGAGGAGGACCAGAGUGGAGAACUGAGGAGCAGGGGGUGAGGAAGGCUGCGGGCAGGAAGGAGGAAGACCUUGGUGGCAAGAGUAAGCUAAGUCAGGAAAGCAGAGAAAACCCGAGCUUGUGGGCUGGCGUUGGAGCCCCAGAGGGCGUGCUGAUCGAGAACGGGGCUUUAGAAACCCAGGCCUCUGCCUCCUGCCCCGGGCCCGGCCCACAGUCCCCACUGCCUCUUCUGCAGCAGGAGGCCUCAAUGUCAACCGAGGGACCCACAGCCCUGAGGCCAGCCAAGGAAGAAACUCUUGUGUGGUCUGGAAAUGCUCUGCAUCUGCAAGAGGAAAGCCCUGGGGAUGAAGGGCAAAAAGAGAAGGAGGAGGAGGCAUGGCCUCUAGAAGGGUCCAGUCUGGGCCACAGCGACAUCCUGGAGGAGCCUGGUCCCAUGGAAUGUGCAGGCCGCGAUACACUCUUCCCAGCGGCAGAGGGAGGUCUGACACUGUCCCCCAGAUUGGCCUUUUCACCCAAGGGGACCGAGCCCAUCAGUAGCCCGUGGGUGCUGAGCAAAGGAUCUGGCGGUUCUGAGCUCAGAAUAGAUGAAUUUGAAAAGGAGAUGGAAGCUUGUUUCCAGCAACUCUCCAUCCUGGAGCUUGGGGGCGGGGGACGGUGGCAGCAAGCCUCCAGGCUGGCAGGAGAGAGCAGGAGCGUGGCUCUGAAAUGGCACAGCUGCCAGGGGAACGCUUACUCCUGGCAGGGUUUGGGCAACCAGGGCUUGGAGAUGUGUUUGGCCAGGGAAGUCAAACCCGGGGAGACUAGAGCAGGGGGUAGACCAGGAGAGAUGGAGGCUGUGGGAGCCAGCGCGGGCCUUCCAGGGAUGGUGACCGAUUUGGAUCACAUGAGUCCGGGCCCAGAGUGGCCCUCAGAGCUGGGCCAGAACCAGGCACCGAGAGCCUUUGAGAGACAGAGGAGGAGGUUUCAUCAGCUCAUUUCUGGACUGAAGAUAGAGAGAAGCCAAUUUUUACAUGACAACGCUGAGCUUCGGGCUGACCGAGAGAGAUGCCAUAGAAAACUGUGCAUCCUCGAAAAAGAGAGGGACAGGAAUGUGACAAGGAUAGCCACACUCGAACGGGAAAACAGCAUGCUGUUAGGGGACAUCACUGACUUUAAGGGGGAGCUGGACCAAAGUUGGCAGGUCAUCUCUGACCUGGAAGACUGCAAUGCAAAAAGUUACGGCAAGAUUUCUGAGCUCGAAGAGGAGAACGAGAAGCUGAAAGGGCACCUGGCCCAGCUCCAGAAAGCCGCACUGGAGAGCGUCAGAAAAUCCAAAGGUGUGAUGGAGCACGUCACGCUGGAAAACCGGGAGCUCAAGGCGCUGAUCUCGGAGCUCGGGGUCAGCCACGAGGAGCUGAUGAAGGGCGUGGUGCUGGGGAUAGAAGACUCGGUCCGGGCCUUCAGGGGGGAACAUGCCCACCUUCUGCGCAGGGUCUGCGUCCUGGAGACGGAGGUCAUGUUGGGGGCGAGCACAGCCGUGGGUCGCUCAGUAGGAGCAGAGGAGGGUCUGCAGGGGGAAGGCAAGAUGCCCGGGGACAAGGGGAACGCUGUGGACAGGGGGGUGCAGGUGACUCCACUUUCCGGGCAAUUGACUACAAGAGCCCACGGGCCGCCCUCGGUGGCGAAAUCAGGUGUGGCCGGCCGGUGGAUGGGGCCUGCCUUAGGCACGGAGAAUUCCAGAUACGAUGCCAAUUCUGCAGCUCCGUCAUUGGCCUGGGGAAGCGCCGAAGUGUCCCCACACGGAAGCAUCAGUGGAGCAGGAGCAAAGGAAGCACAUUUGGGAGAGGAGGAGAAGAGACCACGGUGCCCUACAGACCCAGGGCGAGCUCCGAGGGCCCUGAGCCAUGGCCCCCAGCUGCAGGACCUGGAGGCGGACACCCCCAGGGAGGACCUGAGGCUGCAAGUCCAGCAGCUCCGGCACCAGGGGCUGACCCUGCAAUGUCAGCUCAGAGACCUGACGUCAGCCUACCGGGAAGCCACCUGCCUCCGGGACCAGCUCAAGAGCGAGCUGCAUGAACUUCGGAAAAAGCAACACGAGGCAAAUUUCGCUGUGGCUCCUUUGAAGGCCAAGCUGGCUUCCCUGGUUCAGAAGUGCCGGGAGAGGAACCACCUGAUCACACACCUACUGCAGGAGCUGCGUAGACACGGGCUGGCGAAUCACCUGCUCUCUGAGACGGCGCAGAGCAUGGUUGACGACGUGGCACUGGCCGAGUACGCGGCCACCUUCCUGGCUCCGGGGCUCCCAGAGACCAGCCACCAUCUGGAUGUCGAGUCUGAGAAGGCAGGAGUCGUAGGAGCUCAGAAAUCCCUCCUGAAUCUCAAAAUGGACAGUGUCAGCAUCCAAAGACCUUUGCAUUCAGAAUCCCGGCCUGUUCCUGAGGCUGAGUGGCCAGCACAGAUGGCUCGACUGGAUUCUCCGAAGCUUCCCCUGCCCUCAGGGCUGACGCCUGCUCCUGGAGUGUGCCCGGCUACCGCCACCGUGGAGACAGCACUCUCUGCACAAUCCUGGCGAGAAGAAGGCGGACCAUCCUGUCCCAUCCUCCUCCAAGCCGAUGGCCUCCCGCCACCCCCUGAGCUCCUGAGUCCUGCGAGGAUCCUGGCUCUCCACAAAGAGCUUAGACAAAGCAUUUGCAGCAAUUCGCAGGUCAAUAAAUCACCGCUGGAGUUCUAA